Messenger RNA from Pungitius pungitius (ninespine stickleback), 3193 nucleotides. RefSeq names its product serine protease FAM111A-like. The transcript has 4 exons. Gene Ontology annotation, cellular component: chromatin; nucleus. NCBI's taxonomy places the organism in Eukaryota, Metazoa, Chordata, Actinopteri, Perciformes, Gasterosteidae. The record is from RefSeq and is a predicted model, not a curated record. The coding region runs from base 22 to 2076 and encodes 684 amino acids. Gene Ontology annotation, biological process: DNA replication.
CGUGCCUGUGCCUUCCAUUUUAUGCUCACAUCUGGAUUCUUUGGGAGCCGUCGGAGUGAAGUCGAGAUGGAUAUAAGACGAUUCUUAAGAGGGAAGCAGCCGACUGACGGAGCAGACGGAGCCGCUGGGAUGGAGACUGUUUUAUGCAAAGUGAACAUCAAGGAGGAAAUGGAAGUUGAGACCAUGGAAGGACAUUCACAUACUUUCAGAGUGAAGUUCAGUCCCACCCAUCAGCGGAUCUAUGACAUCCACUGCGAUCGACCUCGCACAGUGCUGCAGGCCAUGAAGUCAAGUGAAAAGUAUCAAGAGAUGAGCUUUACAGAUGGAAAUAUUGUGAUUCAGUUGGGUGAGGUGGAUAAGAAAUAUGCUGUUGCAACACAUUUCCCAUGUUCUUGUGUCAGAGACGACGAGAUUCUCAUCUUAUCACACAAAAAGGAGGAGGUUGAAGCCUCCCAAAACCAAGGUGACCGAACGGUGCAUUCAAGAGACGAGUACUCUGUCUUCUACAUUGAUACGGUGGGAGGGCACAACGCAAAAUCAAAGCACCUUUUCAAAGACCUUGUAUUUAAAAGGUUCAAGUAUCUGUGCGUCUAUGGGGAGAAGGGGAUCACUGUGGAAGAGGCUCUGAAGAGAGACGGUCGCUUCCUCGAUCUCGGCUACUUCAUUCUGUCUAACAACAAGAGUCCAAAUCGUUUCACUGAACGCGGAACAAAAGUAGACCACCUAGAUGGGAAAGAGUUCAAGAUACGUCUUCCAUUGAACGCUAACCCUGGGACACCUAAGACCAGGAAUGAAGCCGCAGCAGGCUCACUGUCCAAGACUAAGGAGAAAGCCACAGCGGGCUUUCAGUCUAAGACUAAGGAGAAAGCCACAGCGGGCUUUCAGUCUAAGACUAAGGAGAAAGCCACAGCAGGUUUACAGUCUAAGACUAAUGACAAGGUUAUAGCUGUACUGCAGCAGAGAGGAACCAGGGUCAUUGACGGAAAAGGCAACCAUGAGGAGAUUAUUCAAAUGCUCCGUAACCAGUUCCCAGUUCUGAAAAAGCUGAUGAAGAGUAGGUUCUCUGGUCAGGGAUCUUAUAAGAAAGCCUUAAACCUGAGGAGGGAAGACUUUGGAAAGAUCCAGCACGCAUUCAGUGAAGUCCACAGAGUCAUGAAGCUGAUGGAACUGGGAAAAUCUGUUUGCAAAGUGAUUGUUAAGGAUGGAAUGCAGGGAACAGGCUUUGUGCUGUUUGACAAUUUCAUCCUGACUAACGCGCACUUGUUGAAAGGUUGGAUAGAAGAAGGAAAGCUGAAGGAGGGUAUUGAAGUCUAUUUCACCUUUAACUGUGUAGAACCUGAGCCGCACACAGAUAACCACUACUUUGAGCUGGCUCAAAGUGGCAUCUGCUACAGCGAGGAUGGGCUUGAUUAUGCCAUACUUGAGAUCAAUCCUCAGGCUAAGAAUCCCGACUCCACAACAACCGCAGAGCAGAUCAAGGUGCCACCAGGGCUCCUGAAGAGAUUCGGUCCAAAACCGCCAGAUGGUCAAGGCUGUAUCCUCGGCCACCCGGCAGGAGGCCUGAAGAAGAUGGAUCCGAUAUGUAUCAUUGAGAAGGAGAACAGGGAGCAAGCCGUCAUCAGUAACUUAGGGAACCACAAGGAUGAUGAGUUUGUUCUCCACGUAAUCAGCAAUGGGAUCGAAAAGGACCCACUGGCAGAUGUGAUGAUAAGCUACAACACUUUCAUGUAUCACGGCGCCUCCGGCUCUCCAGUGUUCGAUACCCGUGGCAAAGUGUUUGGUUUGCACACUGCUGGCUUCCACCACGGCUUUGACAAAUCAAAGGACAGCCUGAUUGAGUUCGGUCAGCCUCUCCUUAAUAUAUUUCAGGACUUUGUGAGGAAGCUAAACAAGGAGCUGUUGAAGAGAGGUGAGGAGGAGGCUCAGAGUAAACUCUACCUAGAAGAACUGUUGAACAGAGUUGAGGAGGAGGCUCAGGGAAACCCCGACCUAGAAAAACUGUUGAAUAGCGUUAAGGUCCCUGAGACUGAGCCAGCAGGCCCGGAUGAACACUCAGCAAUGGAGACAGAUAAUUAAUAAGAACAGAUGCUCCCAUUCAAAUCCCAUGUGUGGUUGUAUCGUUGCUAUGGCCACAGAAACUGCUUAUUUGAUGAAAAAUGUACUUUCUUGUUACUUGUUCUUCUGAGUUUGUAUCUCUAUGUGGAAAUGCACUUAUGUAAGUCGCUUUGGAUAAAAGCGUCAGCUAAAUGACAUGUAAUUUAAUGUAAUGUAUCACAGCCUUAAUGUGUUGUCAAUUUAAAGUACCGUAUUUUCGCAACUAUACGGCGCACUGAAUUAUAAGGCGCACCUUCAAUGAAUCGCCGAUUUUAGAACUAUUUUCAUAUAUAGGGAUUAUAUAUAUGGAUUAUAAGGCGCAUAGAAUAGAAGAUACUGCAGUAAAACGUUUGACUGGGGUUUGGUUAUGCAUCCACUAGAUCGGGCUGUGCUAAAUCCAACGUUAUUAAGCGUUCUGAAAACUCUUCACUCCCAUGGUAACGUUGUUCAAACGAUAAUGUGGAUAUUAACAAUAUCUCUGAACCUCCAACUUUCGUUCUUGAUUAAUGAAAACAUUCUUGGCAAAUGCUUUGGUGCAUCUUGCACCGAGAGGCAGCGCUGGAAAAGACGGCGGACCGUCAGCGCGAUCCCGACAUCCAACUACGAGCUUUAAUAUAGUGUAGCGACUCUCGCUAAUGAAUCUCUGGACAAUGUGCUUAUCUUCUGGUUUUAUUGUCCAGAAACAGGCUACUGUCGGCCGUAGCCUACGCCGUACAAAAACACACCAUCGCUCUCCAAAACAACAACUCCCGCGUCCCCAUAGGUGGCACUAAGAUGAGUGACGUAACAUUGUGCGCCCUUCACUGAACAUCCCAAAACUCUGUAAAGUGCAACGCCGCUCCAGAACAUGAAAACACAGUCCGUUACAAUAGGCUGUUGGAGCUGGAAUUACCGCGGCUGCUGGCACCAGAUUUUUAGUGCGCCUUAUAGUCGCGAAAAUACGGUAAUGUUGACCUGUCUGAAAGUAUCAUAUUCACAAUGUUUAAUGUUUUUUAUAUAUCUUAAUUUACCUUUACAUUCCGUAAAUCUCUGUAACUGUUAUUCUGCUUGCAACAGAAUAAAACAAAGACAACUUUAAGUAUAUCUUCUUAUUACAUUU